This is a messenger RNA of Adineta ricciae, 981 nucleotides long. The record is from the annotation of a GenBank genome assembly. NCBI's taxonomy places the organism in Eukaryota, Metazoa, Rotifera, Eurotatoria, Adinetida, Adinetidae.
AUGUUUGAUAUACGAACGAUCUCGAUUGAGUUCUGUCUAGCAACUCUUCUUCUUUUAUUAAUCUUUAUUAUAAAUAUUUCUCAUAUACUUUACUUGAUUAUUUAUCAACAUACGAAACAAAUACGACGCGUCCGUUCGAUUCUGAUUAAUUAUUCGUGUUCGUCGUUGAUUGUAUCGAUCUGGUUAAUUCCGUUCUUCUAUUUUCGUUCGAUUUGGUCAACAGAAUCAUUUAUCUGGCGUCUAUGGUCGUUUGCAUUUCAUAUUAUUGAUACCGUUCAAUUAUAUUCACUUCUUCUAUUAAUCACAACGCGUUCAUUUCAACGAAUAUUCAUUUGUUUCAUUUGGAUAACACCAAUCAUUGCCUAUUCGCCAUUAUUAUGGUUAAGUUCACCUUUUCAUCAAGUAGAUUACCUCCCCUAUCGAAGAUUAACUCAAGAUAUUCCAUGGUGGAUUCUCCCGAUUCUUUAUUUCAGUAUGUACUGUCUUCCACUGCUCAUUUCCUUAAUAUUAAGUUGCAUUCAUCUAUGUUGGCCACUAAUAUUAUACUAUUACAAUAAAAAAGAAAAAGCGCAUACACCAUUGUAUGAUAAUUAUGAACAUCAUCAAGAUAUGACUGAAUUAACCAAUCUCGUUAAAACAGUAUUCAAUUUCCAUUUAGAUCAACCGACAAAUAACAUAAAAUGUUCGUCUCUAUAUGUACAGCCAUCAUUACCAUAUAAAAUCAGUCAACAUGAAGCCUUGUUUUUAUUUGAUGAACUUUCAACAUGUUCAUUAAUUCAUACACCGACAAUCAAAACAAAAAAUUGUCUCAAACAACCAUUGAAUUCUUACAUAUUGUUUCUUAUAACUUGUCUUUUAUUCCUUGUUCAUCUACCUUAUGUCUUCUCGUCACUGUUCGAUUUGCGUUCGUUACAAUUAUCCAUAUUUAUAUAUGUACAUUGGUUUGGAACAUUGUUCAUACCAAUGAUACAUAUUCGAUGA